AUGCCCCAGGUCCGUACCCCGGUCCUCGUACCCCUCAGGUCCUCGUACCCGCCAGGUCCUUCCCCUCAGGUCUUUGUACCCCCCAGGUCUCAUGCCCCGCCAGUUGUACCCCGCCAGGUCCUCGUACCCCCGCCAGGUCCUCAUGCCCGCCAGGUCUUUGCACCCCGCCAGGUCCUCGUACCCCGCCAGGUCUCGCCCCGCCAGGUCCUCGCACCGCCAGGUCUCUGCCCCGCCAGGUCUCGUACCCUGCCAGGUCCUCGUACCCCGCAGGUCUUUGUACCCCGCCAGGUCCUCGUACCCGCCAGGUCCUCAUACCCUGCAGGUCCUCGUACCCCGCCAGGUCUCGUACCCUGCCAGGUCCUCGUACCCGCCAGGUCUUCGUACCCGCCAGGUCUUUGUACUGCCAGGUCCUCGUACCCUGCCAGGUCCUCGUACCCCGCCAGGUCCUCGUACCCCGCCAGGUCUCAUACCCCGCCAGGUCUUUGA
Molecule: messenger RNA, 486 nt
Organism: Homarus americanus (American lobster)
Lineage: Eukaryota; Metazoa; Arthropoda; Malacostraca; Decapoda; Nephropidae
Product: vegetative cell wall protein gp1-like
Exons: 1
Coding region: 1-486 (161 amino acids)
Source: RefSeq, a predicted model, not a curated record